Molecule: messenger RNA, 1212 nt
Organism: Fusarium coffeatum
Lineage: Eukaryota; Fungi; Ascomycota; Sordariomycetes; Hypocreales; Nectriaceae
Exons: 3
Coding region: 1-1212 (403 amino acids)
Biological process (GO): actin cortical patch localization; actin filament bundle assembly
Cellular component (GO): actin cortical patch
Molecular function (GO): actin filament binding; phosphatidylinositol binding
Source: RefSeq, a predicted model, not a curated record
AUGGGCAUCAACAAUCCCCUCCCGUCGUCUAUGGCGUCGGAAUGCAAGAAAUGCGGCAAGAUUCUAACCUCUUUUAUCAACCCUCGCCAGUCUUUCGGCCCCGACAAAGUCAUUCCUCCUUCCAUUCUCGAAAACGCGAAAGGCCUCGCCGUCAUCACUGUUCUCAAGGCCGGCUUCCUCGGCUCAGGCCGCUUCGGUAGUGGUCUCGUUGUCGCCCGACUUCCCGACGGUAGUUGGAGUGCCCCAAGUGCUAUUGCGACCGCGGGUGCCGGCUUUGGUGGUCAGAUUGGUUUCGAAUUGACCGAUUUUGUCUUCAUUCUCAACGAUGCGAGCGCUGUCAGGACAUUUGCCCAGGCUGGCUCUUUGACUCUUGGUGGCAAUGUCUCCCUAGCAGCUGGUCCUGUAGGUCGCAAUGCCGAGGCGGCUGGUGCUGCUUCACUUAAGGGUGUCGCCGGCAUUUUCAGUUAUUCCAAGACCAAGGGUCUCUUUGCUGGUGUCUCCCUGGAGGGGUCCGCCAUUAUCGAGCGUCGCGAUGCCAACGAAAAGAUGUACGGCCAGCGCUACACAGCACAGCAGCUACUCACCGGUUCUGUGCGACCGCCUCCUCAGGCUGCCCCCCUCAUGAACAUUUUGAACUCGCGCGUAUUCAGCGGCAUGCGCGGCGGCAGCGACGACGCUAUGUAUAACGAUGUCCCUGUUUACGAUGAAUCACACGACGAUGUUGUUUGGAAUGGCCGUCGCGGGUCCGCAAUGGGCGAGGGCGUGCAGCGCGAUCGCACAGGCUCAUAUGACAAUGGUUUCGGAAUACCAAGCCGGUCGAACACAUGGCAGGACGAUGUGUAUGACAGACAAAAUAGUUUUGGUGGGCCUCAACGUUCCAACACAGUUACCAGUAGUGUUGGUGGUGGCGCAGGCAACGACUAUGUUUACCGCGACAACCCUUCAGGAGGUUUUGGCGCCGAUAAGAAGGCUGGCCCUGGACGUCCGGCAGCUCCCAAGCCCAACUUUGGCGCUAAGCAAGCACUGCUUAAGAAGAAUGAGGCUGUCGCCGUGUACAACUUUGACGCGGACCAGCCAGGUGAUUUGGGCUUCAAAAAGGGUGAGGUCAUCACCGUCCUGAAGCGAACUGAGAGCGAGAAUGAUUGGUGGACUGGACAAAUUGGCACAAGAACAGGCAUUUUCCCCAGCAACUAUGUCAAGAUGAAGGAGUAA